Messenger RNA from Seminavis robusta, 1176 nucleotides. Lineage: Eukaryota; Bacillariophyta; Bacillariophyceae; Naviculales; Naviculaceae. The record is from the annotation of a GenBank genome assembly.
UGGAUCCAGCUUUGAGCUCGAACCCUAUUAAUGUAAUAAAAGAACCGGUUAACCAGUACCGGUUUACCAGUCCCUGUGCUCAGUUCGUUCUGAACCAAAACCUCCCUUGUUCCACACCCAACAUCUCGCAUCCAACAAACAACGAGGAGCCGGUUGUUUUACAGUUCUACAAAGUCGCUGGCAAUGUCCCUGGAUCUGCACUCAGGACCAGGCUGUGUUGAGGAUAACGGCAACCCCGAAGGGCAAGGGGUAAUUGCAAGUGAAUUGACCCUUGAAUCUGAGAAUCCUGCUGCUGCAGAUGCUGCCCACGCCUCCAAGGAUGCGCAGAGGCAACCAAAGGUCCCAGAAGGUCUUGACCCAAGCUUCUUCUGGUUGUCAGAUGAGGAGAAAGAGAAUGCUUUGGAUAUCAAGGAGGCAAUUGAGAGCUUACCAGACCUAGACAAUCUAUCUGACUUUAUGUAUGCGAAUAUGGCUCUUGUGUGGGAUGUAGCCACAGCAGUGGAACAUGCGUACAUAUUGCAAGAAGUCAGAAUGGAGUACAAGGUGCCCGUAACAUUCGAAGAUGGUGUCCGAGCAUUGACGGAGUUGUUUGAAACAAUUCCAUUAUACUUUCUGUCUUACAUGUUUGAUCUAAGGGCAGCAAAGUCUGUUUUGGUGAUGGACUUGAGUUCAAUAGGUCAAAGGUUGAUGAGAGACCCAAAGAAUGUUGAAAAAAUAAUCCGCGGAGCCUCCUACGUUUGCUAUGCCACUAUACCUACCUUGGAUAUUGUGAGGAAAGGCAAAAAUGAUAUCUUUGAAUUUGGAGAAUUCCAAUGGGGAAAAGGUAUGGUUGAUUUGAAGUGUGUGGAGCAAGUUACUGUCCAGACCAUUGGGGCAUUUCCCGCCAAUUUCCAAGCGCACUUCUACCAUACUCCCAUGAUGGCAAAUGUUUUUGUGUCCAUGUGGAAGAAGGUUAUACCCAAAGAAGUGGCAGAUAAGUUCCAUGUUGGGUUUCGAUUUGCUGGAGGGAGGCUAUCCAAUUUCUACUUGCUACCAACACCUGAAGUUGCCACCAAGAAAACCUUGGCAAACCUUAUUGCUGGCCUCAAAAUUCGAUUGGACAGUGAAAAGAUGUUCUCGCUUGACGCUGACUAUGGAUCACCACCAGAGGAAGGGAAUAUCCAGGAUGAGGACUGA